Malus domestica (apple) is the source of this 444-nucleotide messenger RNA. The record is from RefSeq and is a predicted model, not a curated record. Lineage: Eukaryota; Viridiplantae; Streptophyta; Magnoliopsida; Rosales; Rosaceae.
AUGUUGUUGGGGAAGAGACCAAGGCCUCCAAUGAAGAGGACCACAAGCAUGUCAGAAAUCACCUUCGAUCUGAACACCAUUAGUACUGGGGCACCUCAUUCUCAACCGUCCGAUCCCAACAACCCUUAUCAGCCUCUGGCCUUAUGGGGCAGUGGUGGUAGUGGUGGUGGUGGUGGUGGUGGUGGUGGGCUUGAUGGGUUGGAUCAACGGCUUAUGAUGAAGUUGCCUUCACCAUCAUCAGCAUCGCCAAGAAACCACAGAAGAAGUUCUGCUGAUUUUGGAGAAACUGCCCACUUCUUGAAGGCUUGUGGUCUCUGCAAACGCCGACUUAUUCCCGGCCGCGAUAUUUACAUGUACAGGUUGUGGUUAAGAUUGCGCUAUGGCAGGAAAGGGGGAAUGGGGGUGCCCGAGAGCGGGAGACGAGCCAUAGUGGCACGUGAUUAA